UUCAGACAGACAUCAACCGUAUUUUUGGCGAAGACACGCUCCGUCUUGUACACAGCAUAAUAUGUAAAGACUGGCUAGCCCGCCUUCCUCAAAAUGUCCUCAUUCAUAUGUUAUCAUUCCUGGAUCUUGUCGACAUCGCAAGGCUGGGAUCAGUGUGCCGGUCUCUUCGGAAAGUUUGCUCAAGCGACGAGUUAUGGGAGAAGAUUUUUCUAUCCCAUUGUGAUACCAUCAACGACGAAACUCGAUCAUUAGCGAAAGAAAUCGGCUGGAGGAAAGUGUUCUUCACUAACAAGCUGCAGCUUCAGGUUCAAAUGAGACGACGUAAAGAGAGAAACAGCGCUGAAAUGAAAAGAAAGACAACUCCAGCCGAAGAGCAGAUCCCCCUCACAUUUGUAACUCAGUCCAAUGGCAACUACGAUCACUACUAAUUAACUGGUGUCCAUUGAGUUUUUCGAGUUAGCAGUUAAGUGUAGUUAGGGCACCUGAUUUGCAAGGAAGUGUUAGCUAUAAGACAUUAGAAAUUGUUAUUUCAAAACAUGCUCAUAAUUUGCAGUUCUUUGUUGCUCAAUGAAUUAAAUGGGUUGUCAACCAGCUGAUAUCAAUGAUGGAUCGGCCUGAGGUAUGAUCAUCUUUUUUCAGGAUUUUCUUGUAAUGGUCUAUUUAUGAUGAAAGUAGCGGACGUUUCAACCACUUCAGCUGAUAAAUGGGGUUUAAAAGUCAGAAUGAAUGGAGUUUAAAAGUCAGAAAUCAACAACAGUCGUUUUUCGGCCGUACACAUACCUGAACAACCCUAUAAUUUAACUAUUUUCUGCUAAAGCACAACUUGCGUGCUAAAUAUCUUGAACGGUGUGGCAUACUCUUACAAAUUGGCCUUCUUUGAAAAUAGGUAUCUGAAGUUCACAAGGAUUGUUUGUGUGUACAGUACUUUGAGUUUUAUUUUUUCAGAAAACAGAAAAAAAAAACAGAAACAAAACAAAACAAACCACAUCUUUAAGUGUUAGACAUUUUACUUUCUAAGAUCCACAGGUGAAGUUUAUGUUAUAAUAAUUUUCAAAAAUAAAGAUGGUUGUAUGGAUGUACUUGGAUAUUUUUUGUGUGCCUACAAUACUUUCAGUCUUUUCAUUGGAAAACAAAACAAAAAAUAUAAUAAAACAGAUCUUUUGUUGAAAUGAUGUUAUCUACCAAUCACUGUGAACAACAGACUGAAACCAGUGUUCAUGGUUUUCCAAGUCUCGCACUGAUCAGUAUUCUUACACUUGUAAAAAUAUGAAUUGAGUAAAUGUUUUAAAAAUUGAUAUGAACUUAAUAUAACUUUUAUACUUUGUUUUACAAAAAUUAAAGUAAUGGUUGAUAACAUGCUUUAACCAAAAAAUAUAACGAGUGCAUAUACAGGGUGUGCUAACAUAUCUUGAAGGACUCACCCAAGGGUAUCUAGUGUGUCUCCUAUUUAAGGGCAGUUAAAAUAUCAGUGCAAGGUAUUCUUAUGAAAAAAAAAAUUUAAUCUGGAAAAAUAAAGGAUACUGUUCAAAGUUG
Stylophora pistillata is the source of this 1533-nucleotide messenger RNA. RefSeq names its product F-box only protein 36. Lineage: Eukaryota; Metazoa; Cnidaria; Anthozoa; Scleractinia; Pocilloporidae. The record is from RefSeq and is a predicted model, not a curated record. Gene Ontology annotation, molecular function: protein binding. Gene Ontology annotation, biological process: SCF-dependent proteasomal ubiquitin-dependent protein catabolic process. Gene Ontology annotation, cellular component: SCF ubiquitin ligase complex.